Molecule: messenger RNA, 831 nt
Organism: Brassicogethes aeneus
Lineage: Eukaryota; Metazoa; Arthropoda; Insecta; Coleoptera; Nitidulidae
Source: the annotation of a GenBank genome assembly
AUGAGUGGUCAUGGCUCUCCCCCCGGAGAUCCGGGAGGAACAUUAAAUUAUUACAGGCAGGCAGUGAACGAUUUAAUUAUUAGAUCUCCUAGUACUCAAGAAGCGGUAAAAAGCCUAGUUAACUUAUCCCAACUUAAUAAUAUCCCAUCCAUUUUGGAUAGAGAAUUUUUAUCCCAACUUGACUGUAAUGACGAUUUUAAGAAUGAAAUAAAUGAGGUAGUUAAUAGAGGGUUUUGGAUCUCAGAAAAAGGGGAUCGAAUUGAUUUAGACAAUAAAAUUAACAUUCAUUCUAAUAUUCUAGUAAAAUCUCCACAAAAAAUGGAGCUCGACGCUUCAAAAAACAUCAACAAAAAAUAUGACCAUGAAAUUAUUUUAUAUUCCGUUUACGAUACAGGUCCUUUUAUAAUUAAUAUUGAAUCAGCUGAUAAUACAUUUUUGCAUUAUCAAAGAGUAGGUAAGUUAUUAGCACAAAAUAAUAACAACUACGAAAUCAUUAGAGUGACUAAGAGGGGUAGAAAUAGAAUGGCAGUUUAUUUUAAAAAUAUGACCAAAGCCAAUGAAUUUUUGGGUAAUGAGGAAUUUCUUAAACAAUAUAAUUUUAAAGCUUACAUUCCUAGGCAUCUAGUAACAUCUAAAGCAAUAGUUAGAGGAAUAGAUCCAGAAUUUACAGAAGCAGACAUUCUUAAAAAUAUAAAAUCUUUGGGAAAAAUCACAAAAAUUAUAAAUGUAAGAAGGAUUAAGAGGAAAUCGAAGGAAAAUAAAGAGCUUGUGAAUACUUCAAUGAUCGUUUUGACUUGCAGAGUUGGAAAAAAUUUUUGGUACAAUUCAGUA